AUGGGCUCAGUAGGAACUACUUCGCCACUGGUAAACGACCGUGAAACGGAUGUCCUCGUCGUCGGCGCCGGCGUAGCGGGUCUUACCUUAUCUGUUCUCCUCGCACAGUAUGGCAUUCGAACACUCACAGUCGCCAAGCACAGUGGUACAGCACCUCAGCCACGAGCACACGUCACUAACCAACGGACGAUGGAGGUCUUUCGAGAUAUGGGCAUCGAGGACCGGGUCGUUGAGCAAGCCAUUCGAAUGACAGAGGUUGGCAGCGGUGUGAUGCUGACCUCUUUGACGGGCCUGGAGAUCGCACGCUAUGCCUGCUAUGGCGCGGGAGACGACCAGAUGAGCGACUUUACAGCUGCGAGUCCAUGUGCCAUGAUGAACAUUCCUCAAAACCUCCUGGAGCAGAUUCUGUAUUCCAGAUUACGCGAGCUCGGCGGCGACGUCCACUUCUACCAAGAAGUCAUCGACGUGACACAAGACACAGACCAUGCUUCAGCAACCGUUCGAGACCGCCACACGCACGACUGCUACAACGUCAGGGCUCAGUUCGUGGUUGCGGCAGAUGGCGGACGCUCACUCAUCGCUGAGAAGCUCGGCAUCGGCUUCAUAGGCCAGCCCGGCCUGAUGAGUAUGCUGACCACGUGGCUGGAAAUGGAUCUCGAACAGCAACUCGUAUUGGGUAGCUCUGGCACCCUCAUCAUCGUCCGGCGCUGGGAUCAAUGGCUACUGAACCGCCAAUACGAUGCCGCAGACGGUGAGCCUGAUACUUCAGAUGAAGCUGUCAUUGCGCACGCACGAAAAGUGCUCAACAUCCCCCAGGACCUUCCUAUCAAAGUCAAAGAUUCCAGCAAGUGGCAAGUCAACAAUCUCGUCGCCACAACGUACCAACACGGCCGCAUCUUCCUCGCCGGAGACGCUGCACAUCGUCAUCCGCCGUCAAGUGGCUUGGGCAGCAAUACCUGCGUACAAGAUGCAUACAACAUCGCCUGGAAACUCGCUCUCGUCGUCAAGGGAAAAGCCAGCGAGAAACUCCUUGAGAGCUACACACAGGAGCGCCAGCCGAUCGGCAAGCAGGUUGUCGACCAUGCUAUACAGACGCUGUACAAUUGGGCUAUGGUUCCGACAACGCUCGGAUUCAAGAAGGGCCAAAGCUUGGAAGAAGGGUUUGAGUCCUUGGAGCAUCUCUUUUCUGAUGCUCUUGAGGCGGAGGAUCGCCGAGCAGAGCUGGAGAAGGUCGUGAAGUUGCAGGAUCGCAGGUCCAAUGCAAUCGGGCUGCAUCUUGGACAACGAUACAGCGAUUCGCGGGCGGUUGUUGAUGACGGUACGCCGUUUCCAGAGUACGAACGAGAUCCUGUUCUCCAUUAUGAGCCUACGACUCACACAGGUGCCUACCUGCCACACGCUUGGGUCAGCUAUCAGGGUAAGAGAGUGUCGACCCUGGACAUCAUACCGCAUGGAUUGUUUGGCCUCAUAUGUGGGAUCCGGGGUAAGCUAUGGAGGCAGGCAGCGCAGGAUGUGGAACGGGAGCUUGGUCUAGAGCUGCCAACAUACUCAGUGGGAUACCGCUGUGAGUAUGAUGAUGUCUUUGGGUUGUGGAGCAAGAGAAAGGAAAUGAAGGAUGACGGUGUGCUUGUGGUGCGACCGGACCGGCACAUUGCAUUCAGGUCGGUGACGAUGGCUGCGGACCCGUACAACGUGCUGAAAUCAGCGAUACUGCACGUUCUGAAUUGGAACAAAGCAUGA
Messenger RNA from Cyphellophora attinorum, 1740 nucleotides. Its product is annotated as 2,4-dichlorophenol 6-monooxygenase. NCBI's taxonomy places the organism in Eukaryota, Fungi, Ascomycota, Eurotiomycetes, Chaetothyriales, Cyphellophoraceae. The transcript is spliced from 2 exons. The record is from RefSeq and is a predicted model, not a curated record. The coding region runs from base 1 to 1740 and encodes 579 amino acids. Gene Ontology annotation, molecular function: FAD binding.